Molecule: messenger RNA, 5054 nt
Organism: Ciona intestinalis (vase tunicate)
Lineage: Eukaryota; Metazoa; Chordata; Ascidiacea; Phlebobranchia; Cionidae
Product: protein bicaudal C homolog 1-like
Cellular component (GO): cytoplasm
Molecular function (GO): protein binding; RNA binding
Source: RefSeq, a predicted model, not a curated record
CAAAGGCGCAUUGAAUAUUUAUUUUUUUCGUUAGUAGGUACUUUUUGCACCAUCGAUGAUGACAAUCGACACAAGACAAACAGUAAGCAAGUACGCUAGUUGACACAGCUAUAUUCUAAUGGCGGUGAACUCGAAUGGGCAAUUUGACGGGGCAGCAAGUUGGAGCGGGGAUUUGAUAUCACAAGAUAGUCCUUCUUUGACCACUGCUGCUGAAGCAACAACUGCGGAUGACAGCGUUUUAUUUAAUGUAAAUAACGCACAGCUUUCUGCAACUAAUCACAGCAACAACAACAGUAACAAUAACUGUAACAUUGAAUCACGUGUAUAUAAAGUCAACAGUAUCGACAGCAAUCAAACGAUUGUUUUAGAUCCAAACAGUGGAACUGUUAAUGAUCUGGAACGCUUAAACACCACGCAUGAUAUCAACGACACUCAUGCAACUGUGAGUACAUCACCUCAGAAACCUUCAGUUGAAUCGAAUAUAUUAAAGUGUGAAAAUGAAAACUUAACAUUGUAUAAAAGUGGGAUGGUACAAAGCAUAGAUGAGUCGAAUACAAGUUCAGACACAACCGAUGUCAAGAAACAAGACUCCAUGUUAAAUGACAAGGAGUCAAUAGUAGCAUCAUCUGAAGUGUUGGAUGGAGAGGAAGAACAAAGGGAUCCGGAGUGGACAGAGGAGCGCUUUCGAGUUGACAGGAGAAAGUUGGAACAAAUGUUGCAAGCUGCUGUCAGUGGAAAAGGGCAAGGUGGAGAGGAGUUUUUUAACCAGAUUAUGGAAGCCACUAAUACACAAAUAACUUGGCCAUCAAAGUUAAAGAUUGGUGCCAAAUCAAGAAAGGAUCCUCACAUUAAAGUUUGUGGCAAACAAGAAAACGUUUCAACAGCAAAAGAAAUGGUAAUGCAGGUUCUAGAUACAAAAUGUACGCGAGUCACUUUGAAAAUGGAUGUUUCUCAUACUGAACAUUCUCAUGUGAUUGGGAAAGGUGGUAACAAUAUAAAGCGAGUGAUGGAAGAGACUGGAUGUCACAUACAUUUUCCAGAUUCAAAUAGAAAUAGUUCUGCUGAGAAAAGCAACCAAGUUUCUAUUGCUGGACAACCGAUGGGUGUUGAAGUUGCUCGUUCCAAGAUAAGAGAUCUUCUUCCAAUUAUUAUCAACUUCGAUAUAUCAUUGUCUGGUGCGCUUCCUGAUCCGAAUUCACCACCUAUUCAACAAAUUGUGCUCACGUAUAAUAUCAGCGUUCAAUUUAAACAAAGAGCAAAAGUUUACUGCACAACUUGCACGAUACGCGGCUCUAAUGAUAAUGUCUCGGGUCUCAUAGAAGGAGCAAACAAACUUAUGCGUCAUUUGACAGGUGGUGUGGUACCAGUUUCAUCACAAAUUGAAGUUGCACCUCAACAACAUUUGUAUAUGCUUGGAAAAGACGCCGCUAAUGUAAAAGAUAUUAUGCACAAGACUGGAGCUCAGAUUCGAUUUCCGGAUCCAAACUCAUUACCAAAGAAGAGCACCAUCUUCAUCACUGGAUCAAUUGAAGCUGUAGUGAUGUCACGAGGAAGACUGAUGGGUUGUCUUCCCCUUGUGCUUAUGUUUGAUAUGAAACAAGAUGAAAGUCAAUCAGCUACAGAAGAAGCAAUAAAGAACAGUCAGCUUAUGGAAUUACUCGAUGUUUUUAUCAGCAUUAAAAUGAAACCUAAACAACCAAGUAAAUCGGUAAUUGUGAAAAGUGUUGAAAGAAACAUCCACAAAAUGUUCGAAGCUCGUCGACAGCUACUCAACCUGCCAUCCACGGGAUUACAACCUUCACCUCCUGUAUCACCACAACCAAUCCAAAUACAACAAGCUCCUGCUGUCACAUCAACACCUCUGAUUCGACUUACUCAUGCCCCUUCAUCUCAUGUUCAACCUCAGUAUAUUGGUAUUUUGCAACCAAAUAUGACAUUGGUUAACGGGGCAAUGAGCCCAAUCAGUCGCACCGGCACACCAAACGUUCCACCUAUGAUGCAAAGUUGGUCCCAUAAUCGCAUGCCAAGCCCUGCACAAAGCCCCUACCCUAUGACUCAACAGGCGACUGUUGCUGCAAUUCAAGCCCAACAACAACAGCACAUGAUGUUGCAAGCUCAACUAACUGCUCAACAACAACUCACUGCUGCAGUUAUUGCUUCAGCAAAUGCAAGUCGAGCUAGCAGUGUUGCGGGUUCUCCACCAACUCUGCAACACAGACAGGAAAGCAGUGAACGACUGGCAUCACCAAAUGCCAUGAAUAUGCAGGUUGCUCGUCAGUUUAUCAAAGAAAAUCUGUCUGCUUCUCAUGAUGUGAAUCCUCCAUACAGUGGUUUUGAACAACCAAACCAAUACACAAGGGAUGGGGGAGGGGUGGACGUUCAUCAACAAGAUGGAAGCCCGGUAGUAGUCAGCGAAAAUUGGGCAGAGUCUGAGGAAAGUCUACCUAACACUACAAACUACUACCCAUAUGAAAACAAGAGUGCUAAAAUAUCAAGCAAUGUACGUGGAUUACAACGACAUAUUCUAAACGUUCAAAAUCUUCGUGAGGGAAGUCUGUCGGCAAACAACUCGUUCAACAAAGGCAACUCCAAUAGUUUAUCUCUACACAGACACAGCAUAAGCACAGAUAACAUCACGCAAGAUGAAGUGAAUACAAAGUUUCAGAAACUUAAGCAGACUCGUGGGUCUUCCUUAGACGUGGAAACUUUUUCAGCUUCCGGUCACAGAAGAAAUUUAAUCCCUUCACAAACCUCCUCACCUGGUAGUGAUCAAAAUGUUCCAAUAAGCGGCAAACCUGACAAACCAUCUGAGCCAUCAACAUCUGAUAAUUAUGUGAAGCAAGUAAACGCUGCUCGUCGAAGUCCAUCUUCGUCAUCCUCAUCAGCUGAUCUUCAUUCCUCACUACCACGUAUGCAUGGUUCUCCCACAAGAGGGCAGUACUUGCAUCCGGAUCACGCAAACUAUGAUCGAUCAAUCGAUGGAAGAUCAUCUUUAUCGGAGGGUGUGAAGAACGCUUACAUCAGUGCUGCUGAAUCGAACAAUGACGAUGAUCUUCGAGAGUUGAAAAAGUAUUUUCAAUCACCGGCCCCCCCUCCUGGUUUUGAGCAACUAGCAAUGUCAUCUCAUUCAACUCUGACUGACUAUGAUUAUGAAACUCGACGACAAGAAGCUUACAAAGCGAUGCAGCAUCGACCUGUUGCAACGGAGAUUCGUAAACCAACGGACACUUGGUCUGGGCUUGGAUUCUCUCAUUCGAUGCCAGUCAACCAACUAAAGCAGGAGAAGGAUAAAUACAAACUUAAACUAACCACAACUUAUGAGGGUGAAGAUGGUCAAGUAUAUGAAGAAGAAAAGUCAGCGGAGGCGGGAUACCUUGGUAUGAGUCAGCAACUUGCCAACUCAAGCAAAGGAAGUUCUGCUUUGUCUUCAUGGCGAGAACGAAACAAUCACAAUCUAUCGCACAGUUUACAUUCCAAAGUGGGAGAUCUUUCAAAUGCUAUUCCUAAGCGAAGACAACAUUCUACUUUUGACCCACUUCCUAAAGAAUACAUGAACCAUUCAAUCCCCCCUCCCCCGCAUCCAAAUGAUGAUCCCACUCCUCCACCAACAUUCAGACCACAAAGAACAUCCAACAAUCCACCAGGAGAUUCAGUAACUCGUCUUCCAGGAGGAGUGAUCGCCAACCAACCGCUUGAGGCAGCAUUAUCCUUACUUACCGACACGCAUCUUGGUGGACAAUCCAACUGCAUUGAGCUUCAUGACCUUCUUAGUCAUCUUAACUUGGAAAAAUAUAGUGAAGUUUUUACUAAACAAGAGGUUGAUCUUCAAACUUUCCUCACUUUAACUGAAUCUGACCUAACAGAGCUUGGGAUUACAAUAUUUGGACCAAAGAAAAAGAUCCUGAUGGCAAUUGAAGAACUAAAAAAAAAUCGAAACAUCUUGUAUGCAAAUAACAUCAAUCCAAACUCUGUGGAACGUGGUGUUGCUAGGCAACCAGCGCCUGAAGUAUUACCCAAUAACUCACGUAAACAAGUACUCGAUAAUUUGCUACAAAAUUGUGGCAAUCGUGAUUCAACUCACCUGCGUGGAAACCAAGCAAACAUGCUUUCAAACAGUAGAUUAGUUCACCACACAAAGGGUAUUGUUAGUCAGAGUGGUCGUUGGUGAUUGGGAAGUGUAAUAUGAUAUGAAAUUAUUUACCUAGUUGUUUAUGUUUGUUAUUAAUUUAAAAACUGGUGGUUGUGUUUUUUGUAACUAAUGAUUGUUUACCUGAGUUUAAUUCACUCUUAUUGAUGUUCAUAUCACUUCUAUUGGAAUACGAACUUCAUAUGAUUAAUUAUGAUUAAGAUUAAUAAGGUUUUGUAUGUGUUGAAAGUUAGUGCUGUGCUAAUUUUCAUGAACUGUGUGUUAUUUUGUAUACAUAUUGUAAAUGUUGUAUAUUUUCUUGCGGUACUGAUUGCAUUUAUGUUGCUUUUUGUUUUGCACAAAUAUCUUAAGCUUUCUGCGCAUAACCUCGUUGAAUAAUUGCAUUAUUAUAAUUUUUAACCAAAAAACUCUUCUCUUUGAUUUAUUUAAUUUUUCAUCACGUUGUAAAACACUUAAUGGUUCCUUUUCAAAUCAGUUGCCAACCUGGUAAUAUUACCUAACCUUGAUACGAAUCGUUACGUCAAUUCUGCUUCGUUGCUUUUUUUGCAUAUUAACUUGUUCCUAACUCAAUUGAUGCUGUGUACGUAUUUACACUACCAGAUUUCAUUUACACUUUUCAAGUACAUAUGUUUGUUUGAAGUUCAUGUCAAUUAAUUUGUAAUUUGCGAACCACAAUCGUGCUUCACUAAUGAAAAUGCUCUUAUUUAUUGCUAUAUUAUAUUUUAACAUGCGUUACUUUUUGAUGGUUAAGUGAAAUCCUGUGAACCUUCAUUAACUUAAGGUUUUUAUGUCACGUGCCACUCGUUCAUAAAAGGGAUUACAUAUUUCUUAUAUUGCGUAAUGUUUAUUUUCAGAUCGGUAAUUUGUCAAGAGAUUUUUUGGCUGGUUAUAAAUUAAUGUUAAGAUA